AUGGAGAGGAUUUGGGGCAUGCCUGUGGGGAGCCAGCCACCAUCGGAACCGCCGGAUGGGGGCGCUGGGGGCUCCAGGAUGAGUCAGACAGUGACCUUCAAGGAGAAGGUACUGGGUGCCCCGGCUAAGCGGGCGACUGUUCGAGAUCUUAUUAAGGAGGGGGCUAUGACGUUGGAAUUUGAGGGUGGGGAUCGGUUGCUACCCAAAUUCAGCAUCGCGGCACCCACGUUGAAACAGUUGUGUGAACCAUGGGAACAAUGUCUCGUGAUCAAGUUGCUAGGGAGAGAUGUGGGGUUCUUAACCUUGCGGGACAGGCUACCUGCGUUGUGGAAGGUUCAAGGAGGUCUCGAGCUGCUGGACGUGUCAAAUGGCUACUUUAUGGUGAAGUUUGAUUUGGAGGCGGACAGAGAACGGGUCAUGCACGGGGGCCCUUGGAUGCUCUUUGAUCACUAUCUGAUUGUUAGACCAUGGUCCCCAGAGUUCGUAGCUUCAGCAACGAAGGUUGACAGUACUCUCGUCUGGAUCAGGUUUCCAGGUCUCGGGGUUAUGUUCUAUGAUGAGAGUGUUCUCCUAACAAUUGCUUCAGCCAUAGGGAAACCAAUCAAGGUGGAUCUUAAUACCUUGAACAUGACGCGGGGACGGUUUGCACGGGUCUGUGUCGAGAUAAAUUUAAAUGAACCAGUCGUAGGGAGGUUUUUUCUCAAUGGUGUUUGGUAUAAUGUGGAGUACGAGGGAUUACAUUUGCUGUGCUCGUCGUGCGGCUGUUAUGGGCAUGUCCUACGGAAUUGUCCGCAUGCAACCAGGCCUGAGCCAACAGCACACGGCGUCGGUGAACAGGAGGUUACGGAGCAGCAGUCGCAUAGUUCAGUUUCGAGUGCUUCAGCAGGAGAGCAAUCAGCUCCGCAUGUUAGGGGAGAAAUCGCGCCAGAUCCGCAUGGGGAUUGGCUGAUCGUGAAAUGGCGAAAUCGGAAACAUAAUCUUGGAAAAUCGUUUAGCAAUGGGCGAUCUUCAUCUCAUAAUGGGACUACAGAUAUUAAGGAGCUGGAUCGUGAUAUUCCAAAUUACCCCACGAAGGGUGUGCAACUUGAGGCUGCAUCACGUGCGAGUUUUAAAAACCCACGUGAGGUGAGGGUACCUCCACGGGAACAGGGCCAUGCAGCUGGAUCCAUACGUGGUGAUGGGGGCCACGCACCGAAUAGGAAUACACCAAUUAUGGGAUCCAAUAUUGAUAGCAAGAAACGUAGCAGAGGGGAGGAGCUUCGUGACCAUUCACGGCCCAUUCCAGCUAGCGCGAAUACGGAAUCAGAAUUGAAUAAGCAUAAGGCCCGAAGCUCACACACCCACCUUUCUCUCGGAGACCCACGCGUGCACGAGGGAGUGACGGGGAACUUGCACCGGCGUAGGACAAACAGUGUGCCCCAAUCUGGUUACACGAUCAACGAACGUCAUGAUGCCGAGGAUAGUGGACAAGAGAUACCAGGGACAGAGGAUAUUAUGCAAUAUGACCAGCCAUUGGAAGAGGAGGCCAUGAUGGCUUGA
This is a messenger RNA of Cajanus cajan (pigeon pea), 1539 nucleotides long. NCBI's taxonomy places the organism in Eukaryota, Viridiplantae, Streptophyta, Magnoliopsida, Fabales, Fabaceae. The record is from RefSeq and is a predicted model, not a curated record.